AUGCCUGUGGGUGGGUGGAGUCAGCUGGCUGUGUGUAGUGGUAGCUAGCUGUGCGCGGUUGCAGUGUAUAUACUAGCUUUUACCUUUAGCUGCGAGUAACUGAGUCGGCGAGUUAACCUGAGAGUUAACCCGGGAGAUAAGCAGUCUUAUGAGGCUUUUGGGCUUGAGAUUAAGGUCUUUGCGUUGCUGACAGAAUGGAGAAACAGCUGCAUUUGAAUCUGUUAGCCUCCAGACCCCCGAUCGCUGGAGGUUUGCAGUCUGGUGCUAAAAUGAGAAUGGGUCCUGGAAGAAAGCGAGACUUCUCUCCCCUGCCGUGGAGUCAGUAUUUUGAAACCAUGGAAGAUGUGGAAGUGGAAAAUGACAACGGCAAAGACACCUUCAGAAUCUACAGCAGUGGAUCUCACGGCCCUGUGCUGCUUCUGCUCCAUGGAGGCGGCCACUCUGCCCUUUCCUGGGCCGUGUUCACUGGAGUGAUAUGUAGCAGGAUUAACUGCAGAGUUGUAGCUAUGGAUCUCAGGGCACAUGGAGACACAAAAGUGAAAAACUCAGAAGACUUGUCCGCUGAGACUAUGGCCAAGGAUAUAGGGAAGGUUGUGGAAGCUCUCUAUGGUGAAAACCCACCUCCAAUCUUGAUGAUUGGGCACAGCAUGGGUGGAGCAAUAGCAGUUCACACUGCUGCAGCCUAUCACGUUCCAUCGUUGCUCGGACUUUGUGUGAUUGAUGUGGUGGAAGGUACAGCAAUGGAUGCCUUGAACAGUAUGCAGAAUUUUUUGCGGAGUCGACCAAAAACUUUCAAAUCAGUGGAAAACGCUAUUGAGUGGAGUGUGAAAAGUGGACAGAUCAGGAAUAUCGAGUCUGCACGUGUGUCUAUGGCUGGACAAGUGAAAAAAUGUGAGGAGCCACUGAAUAGUCCAGGCAUUUCAAAGAGCAUCAGUGAAGGGAUAAUUGAGGAAGAAGAGGAGGAUGAGGAAGGAGGCGAGUCCAACCAUAAAAGGAAGAAAGAAGAUGACCAAGAGGUGAAGAAAGAGAGUCUGUACACUUGGCGUAUUGAGCUCUCAAAGACAGAGAAGUACUGGGAGGGUUGGUUCAGAGGCCUGUCCUCUCUCUUCCUUAGCUGCUCUGUGCCAAAGCUACUGCUUCUGGCUGGUAUUGACAGACUGGAUAAAGACCUUACCAUAGGGCAAAUGCAGGGAAAGUUCCAGAUGCAAGUUCUCCCACAGUGUGGCCAUGCUGUUCAUGAGGAUGCACCUGAAAAAGUAGCUGAUGCUUUAGCCACCUUCAUGGUUCGGCAUAAGUUCACUGAAUAUAAAGAAAGCUUUCCCUGACAAUGUACAGACUACUAGCUUCAUAUAUAUAUAGCAGCCUGGUGCAGUAGGACUAAUGGAAACCACCCUCUUCAUCUGUCUUAAUCUUCACUGGGAAUUGCUAUAACUAUCAUGGACAACAUGUCAUUGUCUCUGCUGCAAGCUUUCCAUAGCACUUCAUUCUUAAAUUAAUCUUUCUUUUUGUAUGGAUUUAGGUAUGAUCGCUAUUGUUAUGAUUGUCAUAACUUUUUAAGCAGGAUAUGUAGAUCUGAUGCCACCCAUGACCUUUGCCUCUGAUGUUUCUGAAAUGAUCAGGUAUAUUAUUUAUUGUUCUUUUUUGUUUCUCUAUCUCUGUCAAAUCAAAAUUGUUUUCUCCUCUAAUGCCUUGCUUGUUUGUUGUAUUUAGGGUGACUGCAUCAUAUUGUGUUCAAUGUGUUGCUCAUUGUCAAUUUUCAGAUGGAAAAUAAAGAAGAUAUUUGAAUAAUUGGAA
This is a messenger RNA of Astyanax mexicanus (Mexican tetra), 1794 nucleotides long. RefSeq names its product protein phosphatase methylesterase 1 (gene ppme1). The record is from RefSeq and is a predicted model, not a curated record. Gene Ontology annotation, molecular function: protein methylesterase activity. Lineage: Eukaryota; Metazoa; Chordata; Actinopteri; Characiformes; Acestrorhamphidae. Gene Ontology annotation, biological process: protein demethylation. The transcript is spliced from 14 exons. The coding region runs from base 195 to 1325 and encodes 376 amino acids.